This is a messenger RNA of Hemiscyllium ocellatum (epaulette shark), 7614 nucleotides long. RefSeq names its product transcription factor 19 (SC1), like (gene tcf19l). Gene Ontology annotation, molecular function: protein binding. The transcript has 3 exons. Lineage: Eukaryota; Metazoa; Chordata; Chondrichthyes; Orectolobiformes; Hemiscylliidae. Gene Ontology annotation, biological process: regulation of gene expression. The record is from RefSeq and is a predicted model, not a curated record. Bases 630 to 2042 code for a protein of 470 amino acids. Gene Ontology annotation, cellular component: nucleus.
AACAGACAGCUGGUCUGCCGCGGCUGUAGUUGAACCGAUCGGUCACACCGAGGAACACUGGAUCGACAACAACAACAAUUGCAUUGACGCCUGGCGGAGAGAGGCAGCGCGAGACCCUGUCCACCCUAAUGGUCGGAGGUAGAGAUUCGGGCCCCUGCUUUGAUGACCUAACAAUCGGAGCCUACACCCGGGAGCCCAGGAUUUGAUGACCUAACAAUCGGAGCCUACACCCGGGAGCCCAGGAUUUGAUGACCUAACAAUCGGAGCCUACACCCGGGAGCCCAGGAUUUGAUGACCUAACAAUCGGAUCUAAAACCUGGAACCCAGUAUUUGGUGAUUUAACAAUCGGACUCUGCCCCCCGGGGGCCCAGGAUUUGGUGUCCUAACGAUUGCAACGUAUCCCGGGAGCCCAGGAUUUGAUGACCUAACAAUCGGAACGUACCCGAGGAACCCAUGAUUUGGUGACUUAACAAUCGGACUCUGCCCCCGGGAGCCCAGGAUUUGCUGACCUAACGAUUUGAACGUAUCCCGGGAACCCAGGGUUUGAUGACGGAACAAUCCGUCCCUCGCCCCCAGGAGCGCAGGUUUUGAUGACCUAGCCCCCAACCCCAACACCGUCCCCAGAGAGGAUGCUGUCAGAGGUGCAGCCCUGCCUGCAGCUGCUCCGCAUCGGCACCGCCCCGCAGCCCAGCCCGAGGCCCGGAGAGGCUCCGGCGACGGCACCCGCCCGCGACCUCUACACCUUCCUGCCGGUCGGCCAGCGGUGCACCUUCCGCCUCGGCCGCCGAGCCGACCUGACCGAUCUGUGCCUGAGCUCAGGGCGGGCCGAAGAGCUCAUCUCCCGGGUGCACGCCGAGCUGCAGGCCGAGAGGGGGGCGGCCGGGGGCGACUGGAGAGUGCACAUCGUCGACAGGAGCACGAACGGUACGUUUGUGAAUGACAUUCGGAUCCGCAGAGGCGAGAGGACGGAGCUCUCCGACGGAGACACGGUCACCUUCGGCCACCCGGACGCGGUGAACAUCCCGGAGGGCUCGCUGGCCGCCCAGCAGGACUCCGAGUUUUACUUCCUCUUCCAGAGGGUGACGGUGCGCCCGGCGGACUUCGACGCUAUCACCAGCCCGGGGCCGGGGGCGGGGGCGGGUGCAGGCGGCGGGGGCGGCGCCUUCCGGCCGGUGUGUUGCUCGGGGCGGCGCCUGUCUCCGCAGCGCGCGCCCCGGGCCCGGAUCCGGAGCUUCGCGCGGGGACCGCCGCCGCCUGCACCCGCCCCCGUCCCCGCGCCCCCGCCCCGGGCGACGCUGAUCCUCGACUCGAUCGGCAGCAUCAGCAAACUGAGGUCGCAGCUGCUCCUGCAACUGCAGCCGCCGUGCACGGUCGGGCACGCGCACGGCCACGGCCACGCGCACGGCGGCGACACCAAGCGGCUGCUGCGCGCCCUCCGCCGCCGCCACCACCUGGCCCCGGACUCCCGGCCCCCCGGCUCCGCCCCCGGGCCCGGCCACCCUCCGCCCCCCCAGAAGGCGCCCGCCAAGCACCGGCGGAAGACCGUGCACACCGUGCUCCCGGACCUGGAGGAGGAGAUCCAGCGGUUCGCCGUCGAGGUGCAGCACCGCGCCCCGGGCCGGCGCCACUGCAAGUCCGAGUCGGACGUGGACCCCGACCUGUACCGGCAGCUGACACUCGGGCUGCGGGCGCUGUCACCGGAGCGCAAACCUCCCCCCGGGAAACUGGAGCAGGGUGGGCUUGUGCCCCGAGAUUCAACAGGGAACGUGCACAUCACCCCUUCUGGAAAGAAGAGAGGUCGGCCACGGAAACAUCCUCUGGGCAGCAUCCCGCUGGCUUCCAAGGUGAUGUGCAAGGUCUUCACUCACACCCUGUACACAGCAGAGCAGUGUGCCGCUGGGCGGUGCCAACUCCCCCAGGGGGACACGGUGGAGUGGGUGCAGUGUGAUGACUGUGAUGCCUGGUACCAUGUGGCUUGUGUCGGCUGUAACUACACGGCCAUGAAAGAGGCUUCGGCUGAAUUUCACUGCGGCUGUACAUAACCCUCACUGAGGACACGUCAGUCAGUGACUCUGUUCCCAGUCCUCCUGGGUUCUCCUUUAUAACUCCGUGACCGUCAGUGGAAAAUGUCGACAAAUCUCUCUUGUGCCCACUGGCCUUUCUGCGUCCGGGAAAUCUGCUUGAAAGUCAAGGUGUUUCGGGCCAGGACUUUCAACGGCUUCUGUUCUCUGGGAGUUUUAUUGGUAGUUAAAAGUAUUGCCUAUAUUAUGUUAUUUUCGCUAGAAGGGGGUGCUGUUAAUUCGGAGGUUCUGCAAUGGGUCACGUCUGGUGCAAUCCCAUAUUGAUAGCUCUAGACAGUAGCGUGGAUGGUCAGACCUGGUCAAGUGGCUGACAGUCUGAUUUCUUCCUUGGUACAGGUUUGGGGGGAGAGGAGGAGGAGGAGUGCUGGAUCAGUGCACUCUUCCUGUUGUAAUAAGCUAUUUCAGUAUCAAAGCACAUAAGUUUGUCAUAAAUGUUUGGAAUAUUUAGCGGAUGUAUUUUAAAGGAAAUCUUGCUGCGUGAUUGGGAUCAGGGUCCCAGGAGCAAGGCCAAUGAUGUCUUCAUUGGCGAACAGGUCACAGGGAACUCAACCGUUGCGAUAUCAACUGCCAGGGAUGCAAUCUGACAACGUUGCUAUUUGCAAGAUCUGUAACAAUAACGACACCGUAUAUUUAAUUCAACAUAGUUUAUCGGAAGGGAGAAUAUCCAUCAAGAAUCCUGUUCCUGAACAAUGUCCAGUGACCUUGUGUUGGACUGUGCUCUGUGUGUCUUUGAGGGCUCCAGCUCAUCUGGGCUGAUUCUUUGUGCCUAAGUGGGAUGUUAGGAUGGUGGUGUAGGAUGCUAACUGCUCCAUUGUGCUUGCACCCCUUCCAUUACCUGCUGCUAACGUUCCCAGCGUCCGAACCCAGCUGUUGCCUGGGCCCAAUGCAGGUGACAAAUGAUACCUUGGAGGGUCUUUCAGGAUUGGUCUAGAAUGAGCCCCUUACCAGCUAAGAAUGUGCUCCUUGACCGCGUGCAGCCUGGCGAUUGGCUCAGGAUGUCAGGGAGCUGGGCAUGUUUCCCAUUAACUGGCAUUUUAAAUGCUGAGAAUGAUUGGCCAGCCCUCCAAAUCUUUGUGUCAAUUCAGCAGAGUCCAAUGGCUUUGUCUGCGGACUUGGCUCCCAAAUCAGGAAGAAUUGUUGUACUCCCACAGCGUCCUUUUCAAACUGUUCCGAGAAUAUUUUUGCCUCCCAGCCAAUGAAUGACUUUUGGAAGGUAAUCACUCUGUAUUUGUUGUGAGCCGGUACAGUUUUGUUUACAGGAGACUUUGGCUGUGCCCCAGACUGGUUCACGAGAUGGCAGGGCUGAUGUAUGAGGAGCGACUGGAUCGGUUAGGACUGUAUUCACUGGGAUUUAGAAGAAUAAGGAGGGAUCUCUGAGAGGGUAAACACAGGAAGGGCUUUCCUGUCGACUGGAGUCGUCUAACAUCAUGAGGUCACAAGGAGACAGGCCAGCCUAUGGAAUUCUCCGCCAGAAAAAGCAAUGGGAGCCAAAACAUUGAGCGUUUUCAAGAAGAUGUUAGACAAGGAAUCAAAGCAUGUUAGGAGAAAGCAGCGACAGGGCUUCUGAAUUGGAUGACCAGCUGUGAUUAUAUUGAAUGGUGGAACAGGCUCAAAGGGCCAAAUUGCCUACUUCUAUUUGCUCUGUUUACUGUUCUAGACAUCGUACACUGGAACAGCCUCUGCCAUGUCCGACUGUAGACAGCUCCUGUGGUCGGCACGUGGCAAGAUUCUUCCCUUCUGGGUCCCUGGGAAUCUGUAUGUCCCCCGGGGGAGAAUGCUGGAAUCAGCAAUUAUAGUUGUUUCCCAAAAUCCGAUAGCAAACAAAUGCUUGUUCAGUGAUAAAUGGUGCAUUAACUCACAUUCCUGGUGAUAUUGCUGCCUUGCACAGAUGGGUUCCAAUGGUAUAUAAUUCGUGAGUCCCUGGUGCUGCCCAGGAGCUUCAACAGGACCCCAGCACAAUCAUUUAAAUCAUAUUUGAUCAUGUUUCUGUUUGCCUUCUAACAGAGAAUUGAGGUAAGGUCUUUGACCGGUGCCCCAAGCACCCAUAACGUUGUCGUACGAGAUGAAUUCCUCCCCUAACACAACCAUGAACAUUUUUCUUUUCGAUUUUAAGACAAUAUGGCUGCUGGGGGUGAGUGAGCUUGACCACAUGAUGGAUCUGAAAUAGAACAGAGUCCAGCGUCUUUGUUUCGAUUGUCGUGUGUUCCUUUCUUGGGUUUUUAUGGUGUAAAUCCAAAACGCACUUCCAAAGUGGCCUGCAGGUCGGGCCUGGCGUGGAGUCUUGGUGAAGGGUCAUGGCCCUGAAACAUCAAUGCUGGCUCCUUUCUCAACAAAUCCUGCCCAAUCAGAGGGGAUGGGAGUCACCUGACUUUAACUAUCCCCUUAUUGUUCAAACUCCUGAAGGUUUAAUGUGAGUGGGGAGGAGGCUGGCAGGUUUAUUUUGAAAUCCAGGAAAGCUGGAGUGAUGGUGGAGAGUAUUUAGAGGUAACAAGAAGCCUCUCAAAGCUGGGUGUUUGUUUCCAGAACAUGUCUGUACUGAGCCACCUGAGUGACAGUAGCUAUUUGGAACAGAGAACAUGAAAUGAUCAUUCCACACUGGAUGAGAAAGUUUUAAAAGUGUCCUUGGCUUUUAUAAAUGGAUAUAAAAGAGUAGGAGGGAGUUAUUCUAAACUGGUUACACUGUGGCUUCUUUUGACUAUUGCUGGCUGUCAUCUUUCUCUCAUUGCCCUUGCGUAGGGCUGCAGCAGUUCAGUGGGUGGGGGAGUAGCUGGAACUUUCUGCUAAGUGGAGGGAGGAGAGAUCCAAAAGGUGGAAGCUUUUGAUCACCUCCCUGGCCUGUUUCCCACAAUAAUCAAUGGGGCUCAUCAUAGUUCAGCGGUCAAUGCCCAGGCAGUGCUGAGUUACAUUAUCAAUAACAAAAGCAGAAGUUGCUGGCAGAGUUACUUUAUCUUGGGUUAAAGAGGGAAAUGAAGCACAGUUGCACCUGAGGAAGGGAAUUCCAUCCACUCUCAGAGCAACGUCAAGGUUCCGAGUCAGGAUUGUGUGAAAAAAGCAAGAAAUGUUCUCCAGCGAAGGUCACAGAGCGCCGUUAUCAAAGGUUUUGGAAAUUAUGAGGGUGUUUUAAUGGGAUAGAUGGGACAAACUUUCUUCAGUCUGUUGGGGGAAAAGACUUAAAAUUUAUUCAAUAAUGCACUUCAAGGCCUCUGACCGUGUUAGAGCGCCUUCCAGCUGUCAAAGGCUUUGUCAGGCAGGCCAGCAGAGGAGACUGAUUUAAGGUGAUUGCUGAAAGGGGAAAGUUGGAGAAGAUUUAACAGCUUCAAAGGGGGAGUUGAUUAAAUGCUUGAUUUUUAAUGAGUGAAGAAAUUGCAGGGUAAUGAGGGUGGGAAAUUACAGGGUAAUGGGGAAUGGAAGGGCUAGCACAGGCACCAUGGGCUAAAUAGUCUCUUCCUGCCAAUGUUUACUUAGUUCUCUCCUAAUAUAAUUUUCCUUAAAUUCGCAAAGUUCAGAUAUAUUUCCUUAUUUUAUAAUCAUUUUGUACAUGCCAAGCACUUAUUUGUGGAUCUUGCUGAAUUAUUUAUUUUUAAAAAGGGUAUGUUGUUUCUUCCCUCUGUUUUUAAUUUGACCAUUUUCUACACUGAUCAGUUUUGAGGACAAUUCGAGUUUUCAGUGAGCAGUGUUUAUUGGGGAGGGGGGUUGUUAUGUUGCAAUGUUGGAGCCCGUGUCUCACUGCUCUCCUCCACAAGGUGGAGCCCGUGCCCCACUGUGUCUCACUGGUAAAGUGCAGCAAUUUGCUUUUGAGGUAAAUGUUGAAUUAGCAACUUUUUGAAAAAUGGCAUUUCUAUAAUCAGGGCGGAGUCGAAUAUGUUUCUGAUCCUCGAAACCGAAUUCUUGCUGAUUUUAAAAUGGCUAGUAAAGCUUAUUAGGAGAAAGUGAGGACUGCAGAUGCUGGACAAUAGGUCAGGCAGCAUGUGACAAUCAGGAGAGUUGACAUUUUUGAUGAAGAGCUUAUGCAUGAAACGUCGACCCUCCUGCUCCUUGGAUGCUGCCUGACCUGCUGUGCUUUUCCAGCGCCACACUUUACGACCGGUAAAGCUUAUUAUGUGAUUUGCACAGGGACCUACCAAGCAUGGGGCUGACUGCUUUGCCUCCAUCAAGCAAUAUAAAGCAAUUUGUUAAUUUUUUUUUUAAAAGUGAUUGAAGAUGUUGUAAUGAGGGGAGGAAAUGACUGUGUAGUGAAAUGCAGCCUGCUGAUUGACAUCUGGGCGAUAGUGUGAGCUGUUUAACUGAGCAAAGGUUAUUCUCAGGCAGAAAUUUAAAAAGGGCUAGAUAAACUCAGCUGGCCUGUCAGCACCUGCAGAGAGGGAGGAUCAGAGUCUAAUCUUCUGCCAGUUAAUACUUGCUUCCUCUUUACUUCUGCUGCAGACCUGUGGAGUUUAAAUGAUCCCUUCCUCCUGGAAAUGGUCCGAUUGGAACACUGGCUCUCAUUCUCUCUGCUCAUCUCAACCCGGGUAUUGGUUUUAUAUUCAUUCACGGGAUGAGGGUGUCGCUGGCUAGGCUGGCAUUUAUUGCCCAGAGGGCAACCGCGUGUAGGCCGGGCCAAGUGAUAUUGGCAGAUUUUCUUCCCGAAAGGACGUUGGUGAACCAGAUGGAAUUUUCCAACAAUUGAUCAUCAUUUAGACUCUGAAUUCCACACUUUUAUUGAAUUCGAAUUCCACCAUCUGCCACGUCGGGAUUCGAGUCAGUGUUCCCAGAACAUUGUUACCUGGCUCUAUCUGGGUUAACUGUCCAGCGAUAGUACCAGAAAGCCAUUGUCUCCCCUUUUAAAGGGGUGAAGUGUGAUCCCAGGCAGAGACAGUGGGGAGAAGAGAGAUCUCUGUGAGUAAAGCCAAGUGGCUGAGAGUCUGGGUGAGUGAUGGUUCACUAUAUACAGUACAGGUGUGUUCGGAAAGGUGCUAAAUCCUAUCUUUUCCUUUUCUUUCCCGUAACUGCACAGUGGAGUGGUUUUGAGUGAGGGAAGGGUUGUAGUCAGAUCACUACAGAAUGGAACCUGGCAACAGGACCCAAUGGGUCCGAUAAGUAGAAUCUUAUUCCCAGGCAUUUUAAUGUUUAAAAGCUUUGAUCCAGGCUUUGGGAAUGGAUGAUUGAGUGGGUAGUUGUUUGGUACAGAAUCCAGUAUUGGGGGAGGGGGUGGAGAAAGAACAUUUUCUGGAAGCAUUUUGUCUUUCUCUGAUCAGGGCAGUUUGUAAGAGUACCUAUUCAAGAGCAAUGCCAGCAUUUCUACUGCCUGAGAGCGCUGAUUGGUCACUGAGUGGAUCCUGAUACCAUGGAGAAUGCACCAGUUAAUCUUGAUUGACAGUUAACUGCCAGGCAUCUUUUUGAUUUCAGUAAUUCAAAGUGAACAGGGUCCUCUGCAGAGUCUGACCCAUGCUUUUUGGGAAUUAUGUUUUUGCUAUGAUCAUUGUAACUGCUUCCUUCUCAGAAGCAUGGUAAUAUUCUUGCUGUGUCACUGCCCGUUUUCAAUAAACAAUACUGC